UGAGGGUUCUAACACUCCAGCCACAAUCCACCUAAGUAAGCUCACAUCAAGGAGGCAACCAUGGUCAGCCGAUUUGAACACCCCGCUGGUGGCUACAAGAAAAUCUUUGAAACCGUAGAGGAGACUGGAGAGGCCCUCCCAGCAACAGUCACUGGACGGAUCCCAUCCUUCUUGAGGGGCGCUUUGCUGCGUCUGGGCCCAGGCCUGUUUGAAGUAGGAGAUGAACCCUUCCUCCAUCUUUUUGAUGGCCAGGCUCUAAUGCACAAAUUUGAUUUCAAUAAUGGACAGGUCACCUACAUGCGCAAGUUUGUGAAGACCGAUGCCUAUGUGCGUGCCAUGACAGAGAAGCGCGUUGUGAUCACUGAGUUCGGCACAGUUGCCUACCCUGACCCUUGCAAAAACAUAUUCUCCAGGUUCUUCUCUUACUUCAAGGGUGUUGAGGUUACUGACAACUGCCUGGUAAAUGUUUAUCCAAUUGGGGAGGAUUACUAUGCUGUUACAGAGACCAACUUCAUUACAAAAGUCAACACAGACACGCUGGACACUCUUAAAAAGGUGGACCUCAUGAGCAUUGUGAACGUCAAUGGAGUCACAGCACAUCCCCACAUUGAGAGGGAUGGCACAGUCUAUAACAUUGGCAACUGCAUGGGAAAAGGAGCAAGUCUGGCCUACAACAUUGUCAAGAUGCCACCAACCCAGAAAGAUAAGUCUGACUGUGUGGAGAAGGCUCAGGUGGUGGUGCAGUUCCCCAGCGCAGAGCGGUUUAAGCCAUCCUAUGUCCACAGCUUUGGGAUGUCAGAAAACUACUUUGUAUUUGUGGAGACACCCAUCAAGAUCAACCUGCUGAAAUUCCUGGGGGCCUGGAGUGUCCGUGGGACCCAAUACAUGGAUUGCUUUGAGUCUGACGACAUGAAAGGAACCUGGUUUCACAUUGCCAGGAAGAAUAAUCCAGAGUACAUUGACAUUAAGUACAGGACUGGUUCCAUGGGCCUUUUCCAUCACAUCAAUUGCUAUGAGGACCAAGGCUGCAUUAUUGUGGAUCUGUGCACUUGGAAAGGGCCUGAGUUUGUGUAUAACUUCUUGUGGCUGGCGAAUCUCCGUUCCAACUGGGAGGACGUGAAGAGAAAUGCCGUCCGGGCCCCUCACCCUGAGGUGCGCAGGUACGCCAUUCCCCUGAAUGUCACCAAGGAAGAUCAGGGGACAAACUUGAUCACUCUGAACUAUACAACUGCUACUGCAGUGAUGCGCGAAGAUGGUACCAUCUGGUUGGAGCCCGAGGUGCUAUUCUCCGCUCCUUACAAUGCUUUUGAAUUCCCCCAAAUCAAUUACAAAAUGUGCAAUGGAAGGAAUUACACGUAUGCCUAUGCCCUGGGCCUGAACCAUUUCGUUCCAGACAGGAUUUGCAAGCUGAACGUGAGGACCAAGGAGACCUGGGUAUGGCAGGAGCCAGAUUCCUACCCCUCUGAGCCCCUGUUUGUGCAGACCCCUGACAGCACAGAUGAGGAUGACGGUGUGCUCUUGAGUAUUGUGGUGGCCCCGGCAUCCGUGAGACCGACGUACAUGCUCAUCCUCAAUGCAAAGGACCUCUCGGAGAUUGCCAGGGCCGAGGUUGAUAUCAUCAGUCCUGUCACGUUCCAUGGAAUGUACAAGCCUUAGGAAGAACAGCUCACAGUUCAGUCUUCUGACACCUAAAGGGCAGAGCAGAGCCCUGGCUUUAUUUGUUGCACAUUUGGAGCACAACCAGUCUUAGCACCACCAUGAUUGGUGAAUGCAUCUCAGGUAUAAGUAACAACAGCAGCAAAAGACAGUUUGGUGAAUGUAGAAUACUCUGAACAAUUGUUAAGAUUGAAAUCAAAACCAAAAUAAAAGCAAAUAUGUUGACUAA
Messenger RNA from Alosa alosa (allis shad), 1885 nucleotides. RefSeq names its product retinoid isomerohydrolase RPE65 a (gene rpe65a). Gene Ontology annotation, biological process: zeaxanthin biosynthetic process; retinal metabolic process. The transcript is spliced from 15 exons. The record is from RefSeq and is a predicted model, not a curated record. Gene Ontology annotation, molecular function: all-trans-retinyl-ester hydrolase, 11-cis retinol forming activity; beta-carotene 15,15'-dioxygenase activity; retinol isomerase activity. NCBI's taxonomy places the organism in Eukaryota, Metazoa, Chordata, Actinopteri, Clupeiformes, Clupeidae. Bases 61 to 1656 code for a protein of 531 amino acids.